This is a messenger RNA of Moneuplotes crassus, 1123 nucleotides long. NCBI's taxonomy places the organism in Eukaryota, Ciliophora, Spirotrichea, Euplotida, Euplotidae. The record is from the annotation of a GenBank genome assembly.
UUUUGACAAUGUCUCAGAUCCAACAAAGUUUGGAGGAAUUUAGUUCUAAUAUUCAUCAGGAAGGAGUGCAAAAGAAGUCCAAGACUGGGAUUAAAAGGACAAAUAAGGCAUAUGAUAUUAUUUCUGUAUAUCAGACAAACUCUCCUCCAAUAAGACAUGAAAAGCAGGUCGCUUAUCGAACGGUUAAAGAAAUGAAUAAAUUUCCUCGAUCGAAGUCUAUCGGGAAUAAAAGCUGCAGUGUAAAAGGUCGUUCAUAUAUAACUACUCAGAAUGAGAGGAGAUGUAAAUAAUAAAAGCAUGUUUGAGAUCAUGAUGAAUAAGAAAGCCUCUGAAAUGAACAUUAAGGUUCUCAGCAACCGUAUCUUGUACCUAAGCACUACUGAUAAGAAAGCAAAUCGGAAGCUAGCUCUUGCUAAAAAGCGUGCAAACGAGAUGGCUAAAAUAAAGAGAUCUAAGUUUGAAUACUCCCAACACAUUCAGGAUAACAAACGUCGGAUGAAAAGUCAGCUUGAACAGAGGAAAAGAGAAAUAUCAGCUACUAGAAAGAGACUUAGAGACAACAUAAUUCUCAAAAGAGCUGAAAGUGUUAACUUAAAAAGAAAAAUGAGGCUCCAGACUAAGAGUUUUGCUUCGCAAGCUCUUGAGAAGAGGAAAAUGAUAAAUCUUUGUGAACAAAAGCAGAAGGAAAUAGCCAAGAUUAAUAUCAUGGCUGAGAAAUUCAAGUGCCAAAAUAAGCGUGAAAGAGGGAUGCAAAGAAAAAUUACUCAGUUAAAACAACUAUACUCUGAGAAGAAAAUUGAUGGAUUGAAACAUGCUGAGGAGAAUGCACACAAAGCUGAGAAAUUAGAGCAUGAAGAACAAGAUUUGAUGCAGAAGCUUCAUACGACUUAUCAAAAGGUCAAUGAAUUCAUGGAGCAGUCGAAUAGCUUUGAUAAUUUCGCCAAUAUUGUAAAAAGUAAUGUUCAGUACAAUACAAAGUAUCUCAAACCUCUUGCAAGAGUGGAUAAAGUGAAGGGUAGAAGUAGCACCAAUAGAUCUUGUAAGAACAUUAAAAUCCAAAUCCAGAGAGAAGCCUAAGCCUCAUGAAUCAGAGACUAGAAUCCUUAUUAAUUAUAAGGUUUCA